CCAACGGUGAUGUGAUGAGCUGACGAACUACAAAGGGCCCUCCACCAAACACCAUGGCACGCUCGGAUUGAAAUCAACUUCCAGUCCGUGUGUCGGCCGUCCAACUGUGUGAGUGUUGGUCCCUUUCCCCGUUAGAUGCUGCGUGAAAUCAAAACAAUCAGCCUCACACACAGGCCCAUUCCACGAUGAGAUGACGACAGCCAGCCAACCAGCCAGCCAGCCAGAGCGCGGUCAACGGCAGAGACACGGAGGCAUCUCGUGAGAUCCCUCGGCGUGAUCGCGCGUGCAGCGGCUCGCGGCAAGUUGGGCCAGUUCGUGUUUGUUCGUUGAAAUCGUGUGUCGGCCGGAGAUGGUUGUGCGUGCCCCACAGUGCCACACAGUGUCGUCGUGCGUUAGUGAAUGUGAUUGAUUGGGAGUAACGCAGCAGCAACCAGUCAGUCAGUUGUUUGUCGUCGUUUGUGCAGCAGUGUGGUGUAGGUGUAGUGUGUAAUCGAUUUACAUCGUCCGAUCGAACGGUCGAGCGAGGCUUUGGACAGGGAAAUUCGAACCCGAUCGCUCACUCAACGGCACGAAGGGACGGAAAGGGAGUCUGUUGACUGUGUGUGACGGCGUGUGACUGUGUGGGAGCAUGAUAAUGGUAAUGAAAAUAGCAAUAAUGGGCCCUGAUUGAACGAAACGGCGCUGGGAGACUGGAGCAAUUUGGUUGCCUUCUUGGCCUGGUGGCUGGCGGCUGGUGGUGGUGGACUUGGUGUACGGGCCCUGGUGGUAUGGUGUGUGUCGUGUUGUUCCGCGUGUGUACCAUUGCGGGAGAAUAGCGCGCGCGCGUGUGUGUGUGUGUACGUAAUUCUUCUCGAUCGCGCGCGCGGCCACUGCGGUAAGUGAAAAAGCGUGCGAAAGAGCAGAUGAUCGAAAGAGAAGAAAAAGGGCAGUGGAAAGGGCAGGGCAGGGCUGCGAAGCAAAAGGGAGAGAGAGAGUGAGAGUGUGUUUGUGUUGUGGCUCUGUGUGUAGCAACGUCUACGGCGGGUUCGAGGAUCGAACAAGUCGAGUUCAAAGCACAUUAUCAGAACUCGUCAUCGUCAUCAUCAUCAUCAUCAUCAUCAUCACCGUGCCGAGAAAGAAGGAGAGAGUGAGAGGCUGUGUUGAACUGCGAAAGACUGUCGAGCGAGAGAGUGAGAAAGAGAGCGGGAGCAAGUUGCGAAGGGUGUGCGUGAAACGAAGGGCUGGACGCAAGGGAAACACGAAAAACAGAGCAACAACAGGGCAGCAGCAGGGGACAACAAAGCACAUGCAAACGAGAAACAGACGACAACAGCAGGCAGCAGGCGUUGCGUUGCGCAGUGAGUGAAGGAGAAGACGAUAGAGGGUGCUGGUGGUGUAUUUGUUGUGUUGAUAGCGUGCGCGCCAGAGACGUGUAAGUGUGCUAGGGGGCUGUUGUUGUUGCUCGUCGAAAUAGUUGUUGUUGCGUUAAAAUCGGUACACAAGAAGAAAAGAAGAAGCGAUUGGCCCAUGGAAGGGACUGAUGAGGGUGAAGAAGAACGACUCGAAACGUCAGAAAGUGUGAGGCUGUGUACGUGUGUGUGUGUGUAGCAAGAGCCAACGAGAAACGAAAGGGAGAAAGAGAGAGUGAGUGAGAGAGUGAACAGUUCGAUCGAGUGCCAUGUGAGCAAAGAACGGUGAGUCUGCGUGAGCUCAACACCCCACCACACCAUGCCGCCCUUCCUGGGUACGGAUCGCUGAAGUAGACGGCCCUUCCGACCCAAACACUCCCCCCCAAAAAUGCCCCCGCUCGUAACGAGAGAGAAAGUGUGCGUGCGGGUUAACGCUCACUCGGAGCGCCGGGAUCUGAGCCUUCUUCUCCGGUUCGUGUGAGUGUGUGUGUGUGUGUGUGUGUGGGCACACGCAAUUGCCCAAGAUGAGUUCGACGACGGCCCAAAGACCCUAAGAAGCGGAUGCGAGACGCCACCCAAUAGGCCACCACGUCUGUCCCCGCCUCAGAACGGGAGAACCCAACGGGCAGCAGCUUAAUUUCGCUCUCGCAGCCAUCGCUUUCUAUUGCAGCAAAGAAAAACAUGCUCUCUCAAGCAAGUGCUCUCGAUGAUCUUCCCUUGCUUCAUCCCCCAAAGCGUGAGAGAGAGCGCACACUUCUCAACCCCCGAGAGAGUGAGAGCGAAAUUGCGUGCGCGUUCCCUGGGUAGUAGUGGCGUGCGUUCUCUUGCACCACCGCCAGAAACGACGCAUCUCCCGUGGGAAACGGAUCGUUCGAUCAUUCAGUGUGUGCUGGCGAGGCGCGCGCCCGCUCGUAUGUGUGUUUGCCCUGUAGAUUUUUGUUGUUGUGGCGGGCCUGAGCCGGGUGUGUUACGAGUGUGUGUCUCUCACUCGCCGGCCUGUGUGUCUGUGUGUGUGUGGGUAUGUUUCCGUGGAGAGUUGGCGUGAAGCAAACAACGGGUCGCGGAGCGGAAAUAUCGUGACGUUAUCGGUUCAGUUCUUAGCGCGAGUAUGUUCUCUGACAGCAGCAAAGUUACGUCAGUGAAAUUAGUGUGUGUGUGUGUGUGUGUGUGUGUGAGUGUUUGUGAGUGAUUGUGAGUGUGAAGUGUAGGCCUUUUUGGAGUGAAUAUUCAAGCUAGCACCCCGAUUGCCAAACUCAGCCACAACGGCAACGGAAGUUGAUGCUGCGUGCCGUAACGAUUUGCGUAUGCGAUCAUACGCUCCCGUUUUGCGUGUGUGUGAUUUGUGUUUGAUGGUGGUUGGUGAUUGUGAGUAACACACACACAGAUACAUGUGAAAAAAGUGCAUAGAAAACAAGGCCCAGAAGGUUGACAAAAAUCGCAAAAAAGUGUUUGCUGUGAAAAAGAAGUGAAGCUGUGUUGUGAAAGCUCCAUGUGUGUGCAAGUGUAAAAUUUUGUAAGUGGCUAUAGGUGUAUGAAAAAUGAAAUGCUAAUCAUCCCGUGUACGUCCUAUGUGUGUGGCAUUUAUUCUCCGCUGCUUUGCCGUGAGUUCAUUGAGUUUUGUGUAGGAGAGUGUGCGAAAAAAGAGUAAUUUUCGGCAUGCAAAGUGGUUUCUGCACAUGAGAAGUGUCCCAAAAAAAGAAAGAAAAGAAGCAAGGUGAAGGAAGUAGCAAACAGCAGGGAAGAAAAUAAUAGGUCAGCAAAUUAGCAAAAAGUGCCACGUAUUAUCACCAGCAUCGGCGUUGAACCCAGGUUCGGGUCCAGUGUAUCAACGAUCAGCGCAAAUUGUUCGCUUCCUUCGUUUUAAAAGGAACGACUGUUUGGUUUUGCUAAUUGGGAACAAGCUCCCUCCCCCCCCAUAGAAGUGGAGAUGAGCUAGUUCCAGCGAGGGGAAGAUAGUUCACUGAUCGCAACCAAACGGGAGGCGAAAAUUUGGAAAACAAAAGUGCAAUACCAUUCCACAGGUCUAUCACUGAGAACAGAACAGAAGUCUGCAGAGAGAGAGAAAGAGCAAAAUAAAUCUCACUCCCCUCCCGUCACGAUCACGAUCGUGCUGCAGAGUGGCGUGAACAACCUCCUCCCUCCCCUACCCAUCUCCGUGCAACCGGCGCCGGCAUCUUUCACACCCCACAGGACGACGAUUUCACGUUCAAGGCGAAGCGCGCGAAACUAUUCUCAGUUCGGCCUUCGAACACAUGCCGGUGUUCGAAAUCGGUUGGAGUCGCGCUGAUCGGCCCCAUUCGAGGGGGCCAUGACGCGUUGGCCCGUCCUACUGCUUGCACUGCUCUCGGUGGCGUUCGGUCAUGUGCCGGCCGCGGUCGCCCUAGUGCCCGGCCCGAAUGGCAUCGGUGGCGGCAGUCUCACGCCGAGCGGUUCCGGCGGUGGUACCGGGAGUUCGAGCGCGCCCGAAGCGUCUGCCUCGGCCGCCCUUCCCUUCUAUCAUGACCCGUAUCAACCUCAGUCACUGCUGCUGCAGCAUCAAUCAACGAACCAGCAGCACCAGCAACAGCAGCAGCAGUCGCAGCCGCCGCAACAGCAGCAGACACACUCAUCCGGCUCGUACAUUACGAAGAUGCCGGAGAACUCGCCGCACCAGAAGUUCCGCAACAAUCGGACGGUGCUGACCCUCGGCUAUCUGACCGCGGUCAAGGGUGAUCUGAUCGAGAAGCAGGGCCUCACCAUCUCGGGCGCGCUCACGAUGGCGCUGGACGAGAUCAACAACGAUCCGGAGCUGCUGCCGAACGUGACGCUCGCGCUACGGUGGAACGAUACGCGCGGCGAAACCGUCGUCGCGACACGUGUCAUCACCGAGAUGAUCUGCGACGGGGUGGCGGCAUUCUUCGGCCCGGAAGGUACCUGCCAGACCGAGGCGAUCGUUUCGCAGAGCCGCGACAUACCAAUGAUCUCGUAUAGAUGUUCCGAGCUGCAGCGUAGCUCACCAAUUCCUACCUUCGCCCGCACCGAGCCACCCGAUACUCAGGUUACCAAAUCCAUCAUCUCGCUGCUGACGUACUACGGCUGGCGGAAGUUUUCGAUCAUCCACGAGCAGCUGUGGAAGAACGUGGCCACCUCGCUGGAAACGCAGGCCAAAAACAACAACCUGUCCGUCAACCACGUCGAGAUGGUGUUCGACAACUACAAGUGCUGCCAGGACGAUAUGGACUGCUGCCGUAGUGGAUAUUGGUACACGGUCAUACAGAAAACGAUGAACAGGACGCGCAUCUACGUGUUUCUCGGGAACAGCAACCAGCUCGUUGACAUGAUGGCCACCAUGGACGGGAUGCAGCUGUUUGCGAAGGGCGAAUACCUGGUCAUAUCCGCCGACAUGAUGACUUAUUCGCCGAAACUGUCGAACAAGUAUCUGUGGCGCGUCGAGAAGCCACCGAACGUGAAGAACUGCAUGGACCUGCCGGGGGACUUUGAGCGGCGCAGCAAGAGCUUGCUGGUGGUCGUCGCCUCCGAACCGCUGCCCACGUUCGAAGCGUUCACGCACAAGGUGCGCGAGUACACGCAGAAGGAGCCGUUCUUCUUCAAGCAGCCGUCGCUCUUUCAUCAGUUCGUAAAGUACGUGUCGAUCUAUGCCGCCUAUCUGUACGAUUCGGUGAAGCUGUACGCCUGGGCCCUGGACAAGCUGCUGAAGGAGGAGCAGCAGCACCGGCCGCUGACGAGCGACGUGAUCCGGGACGUGGCCAGCAACGGUACCAAGAUCAUACAAACCAUCAUCAACAACCGAACGUACCACAGCGUUGCCGGUGCGACGAUUAAAAUCGACGACUACGGCGACUCGGAGGGUAACUUUUCGGUGCUCGCCCUCAAGCGGGAGUUCUACGAGGAGGCGAACUUUUCCUGCGAGUUCCAGAUGCGGCCGGUCGCGCACUUCCAGAUGCGGCAACCGCAGCACCUCAACGACACGAACCAGCACCGAAACGAUGAAAUUCCAGAGUUUAAGCUGUCCAAGGUGGGCAACGCGAUCGACUGGCCCGGGUCGGACCGGCCGAUGGAUGAGCCGUCGUGCGGUUUCAUGAACGAGCACUGCAUGAAAGACGACACCCACAUCAUGUCGAUGGUGGUGGCGGGCGUCCUGGCCCUCAUCCUGUUCUGUGCCGGCGUCAUCACGAUGAGCAUCUAUCGCAAGUGGAAAAUCGAGCUGGAAAUCGAGGGCCUGCUGUGGAAGAUCGAUCCGGGCGACAUCAAGGGCUACUUCAACACGGAAAUCGUAUCCUCGCCGAGCAAGCUCAGCCUGGCCAGUGCCCAGUCGUUCGGGUCGCGGUGCUCGAACCAGGUGUUCACGCCGACCGCCCGCUUCCGCAGCGUGGUGGUGCGCAUCAAGGAGCUAAAGUUUUCCCGCCGCAAGGACAUCUCGCGCGAAAUCAUGAAGGAGAUGCGGCUGCUGCGCGACCUGCGGCACGAUAACAUCAAUAGCUUCAUCGGGGCUUGCGUGGAGCCGAUGCGGAUAUUACUAGUCACUGAUUAUUGUGCCAAGGGAAGCCUGUACGAUAUCAUCGAGAACGAGGAUAUCAAGCUAGAUGAUUUAUUUAUUGCAUCACUGGUGCAUGAUUUAAUUAAGGCAAUGAUCUACAUUCACAGUUCAGCUUUAAACUAUCACGGUAACUUGAAAUCGUCGAACUGCGUCGUGACGUCGCGCUGGAUGCUGCAGGUGACGGACUUUGGUCUGCACGAUCUGCGCCACUGUGCGGAGAACGAGUCGAUCGGCGAACAUCAGCACUACCGAAACCUGUUUUGGAAGUCACCGGAGCUGCUUCGCCAACCAAGCGUGUACGGCACGCAGAAGGGAGAUGUGUACGCGUUCGCGAUCAUCCUGUUCGAAAUCAUUGGCCGGCGGGGCCCGUUCGGGUACACCGAGCUCGAGCCGAAGGAGAUCAUCGAUCGGGUGAAGGCGCUGCCCGAACCGGGCAAGGAUCCGUUCCGGCCCGACAUCGAGAGCGUGAUCGAGAACGAAAAUGUGUCCGACUAUGUGAUCAACUGCAUACGCGACUGCUGGGACGAGAAUGCAGACCUGCGGCCAGAUUUUCCCAACAUUAGGAAUCGAUUGAAGCGCAUGCGCGGCGGCAAAUCGAAAAACAUCAUGGACCAGAUGAUGGAGAUGAUGGAGAAGUACGCGAACAAUCUCGAGGAGAUCGUGCAGGACCGGACGCGCCUGCUCUGCGAGGAGAAGCGCAAGACGGAGGAUCUGCUGCACCGGAUGCUGCCCCAGCCGGUGGCGGAGAAGCUGACCAAAGGACUCGGCGUCGAGCCGGUAUCGUACGACUCGGUGACGAUCUACUUCAGCGACAUUGUUGGUUUUACAGCGAUGUCGGCCGAGAGUACGCCGCUGCAGGUCGUCAACUUCCUGAACGAUCUGUACACGGUGUUCGAUCGCAUCAUCAAGGGGUACGACGUGUACAAGGUGGAAACGAUCGGCGACGCUUACAUGGUGGUGUCUGGGUUGCCAAUAACGAACGGGAACCGGCAUGUCGGUGAGAUCGCCUCGAUGGCACUGGAGCUGCUGCAGGCCGUCCGGAGCCACCGGAUCGCUCACCGACCGAACGAAACGCUGAAGCUGCGCAUCGGCAUACACACGGGACCGGUGGUGGCGGGCGUAGUCGGGUUGACCAUGCCCCGGUACUGUCUGUUCGGCGAUACCGUCAAUACGGCCUCGCGCAUGGAGUCGAACGGGGAGGCGCUGAAGAUUCACAUCUCGCAGCAGUGCAAGGACGCGCUGGACACGCUCGGCGGGUACGUGAUCGUGGAGCGUGGUCUGAUCGCGAUGAAGGGCAAGGGCGAGGUGAUGACGUACUGGUUGGAGGCGGCCACCGAGCAAGCGAUCCAGAAGAUCCCGGUCGAUGUGCGCGAUCUGCCACCGCCACUGUUCUGUCGGCCGCGUCGCAGCCCCAAGAUGACGUACGAUUCGCGCCAUCCGAGCAUUAUCGGGCUGCCGGGCGGUGGUAUGAUCACGACGGUGAGCGGCAUGGGCAGCUACAUGCCGGGCAGCAGGCGCCAGUCCUGCGCGCAUCGGGUCGGUGGAGGGGCGGACCACGAGAGCAGCUACAGCCUGCAGGGCUCGAUGUUUGGCCCGAUGGUGCCGAUGAUGCGGGCUGAUUCAUCGCCGCCGCCCCGCCAUCGACUCGAUGCGGUCUAUCGCGAGGGUUCGAUCGCACUGAUGGACGACGGGGAGGACGGUUACUCGCAGUGUACGCUCGACCAGCGACCGAUGGGACCGACGGCCCCCACCGUCACCACGCUCGGGAGUAAAAUCGCUUCGAGCGACAACCUGAAGCGCGCGCUGUUCGGCACAAACAGCCCCGGCCGACGGUUAAGCCACAAGCUGCGCUCGAUCACGUCCGCCGACGAUUACAAGCAGCUGUGCAGCAGUAUGGCGGCCAAUGGGGGCCGAUCGCCCGAGGCGGCGCUACUUCGCGAGAGCCGCUCGCUCGAUCCCUUUCCCGUCACGCUCGAGCCGCGCCGCAAACGGUUGGACGCGCUGGCCAAGCGGGUGCCCCGGCUGGCGAAAACGAUCGCCGCACCGUCCCGCACCGGCUCACAGUCAUUCGUGUCAGUGCCGCCCGCCGUCUCCACCAUCAGCCACGAAUCGAUCGCCGACAGCACGGUGCGACUGGAGGACGAUCAGCACCUGCAACGGUUGAGUGGGUCGGGCCAUGGCAACGCCAAACCGCCCAACAGUCACGGCGAGACACAGCACCACCACCAUCACCACCACCACCACCACAAGUAUCUGCACAACAACAACUGCAACGGGUCGAUCGGCAAUGGGGCGGCGGAAGAGCAGGCGACUUGUCCGCUGCUGACGCGACAAACCUCACUCACCACGCCGCAGGAGCACGAGCACCACUGCCCGGGGCUGUACACGAACAACAGCAGCAGCAAGCGGUGGUACUCGCUCGAGCACGUCGGCGUGCCGGACGAGGACAGCUGCAGCAAGAAGUCGCUCACGCGCAGCUCGCUCAAAUCCUGGCUGGUUGGGUUCAUCCACGGGAACGGCUUCAAGUCGAGCGACAGCUCCCUGCGCAAGGUGGGCGUCCUGCCGGUCGGUGUCGGCGGUGUGACCGGGUUCGGGGAGCUACAGCCAACGCCCGAGAAGGAGAGCAUGGUUUGAGGCGCGUUCCACUGCACUUUGAUUCCAUCCCGCCAGUGAGAGAGAGAGAGAGAGAGAGAGAAAGAGAGAGAGGGGCACACACAAGUACGUUGUAGAAACUGGCUUACCAAAACAAACAGACGGGAGUGGGGCAAUUUUACGGGGCAGUUACGUAUCGUUAGAGCGGGGGGGGAUAAGGGGGGGGGGGGGUUAUUUUAUGUUUUAAAAGUUUUAAUUUUGUUUGUUUGUGAGUGUGUGGGUGUGUGCGAGUAAGAGCGUUUUUUUGUAAUUAAUUUCCUCAUGUAUUUUGUAGCCUGAUUGUAAUCUGAGUGCCAUUUGCGUUUUGCAAAACAAAACAAAAAAGCGAAACAAGUGUAAUAAGCAUAAAACAGACAGACCUGUGCUGUGUGCGUGUGAGUGUGCGUGUGCGUGUGUGUAUGGAAAGGAAGAACCCGUUCUAAUUGUAAAAAAGGACGACUGUGUGUGUGUGUGAGAAGGGAUUAUGGUAACUCACCCAUGUGGACUUGUUCCACUUUCUUGUUUGCUGUAUUUUCCACUUUAAUAAUUAAAUGUGGCUUGCCCAUGGCACACUGUGUGCUGAGCAGGGUGAAGAGAAACGUUCUCAGCUACGUGCGCCUGCCCCACGAUUUCAAUCUAGGCAGCACAGAACGGCAAUGGUUGAAUAAACAAGAGAGGGAAAUGUGUAAUGGAAAGUGAUUUCAUAGAAGAAAACCCGUUAAAGGAUGCAUGGGGAAAAGGUAGAACGUAAAGUUGUUUGUGUGAAUACGUAAAAGAAAGAAGUGAAAAAGAAAGAAUCGCUAAUUGAAAAGCAAACAAAAGGAAGGGAAAACAAAAGAGAAAAAAGAAAGAAGAAGAGAAAGGAACACAGAGAGAGAAAGAGAGAAAAACACAACUAGGCUGUGAAAAUAGAAGUUAAUCAAUUAAGAAUGUUUGUCAUUUGUCUUUCUGCCUCCGAUUGUUUUGGGGCGAGAGGCGGGCUGGUGUCCUGACUCCCUCUCUCCACUUCUUCGUUUCGGUGGCCAUUUAGGGUAUGUGUGUGUGUGUGUAUGUACGGGCGAAUGAAUGUGAAAAAAGCAUUCUCAGUGUUCGGUGUGCUUUAUAAUUCGGUCGGAGGGACAUUUAACGUAAAGCUGUGUCCAAAGUCCCCUCUAACCCUUCCCUAAAGAGGAGGUUAGGAAGUCAGGGAAGUGACAUCAUUCACUUUACCUGUGUAAGUUGAUGAUAUUGUAGUUGUUCUUGUUGUUUGGGGUGAGAGUAAUGGGUGAAAAACGGCUAUAGAAGCUGAUUACCGCCAUCACCGAUUACUCCUCUUGUACUCUGUACCCCCCCCCCCCCCCCUCCCCACCCAUAAUCGGUAUCUCUGUACGUGAAUGUAUGUGACUGAGUGUCUGUGUAAGUGUAUGUUUGUAUGUAUGUUGGUUGUUAUUUCCGCAGACCGUUCGCAACAACCGCGCACCACAGCACAGCACAGCCGUUCGUUCGUUCGGUGUUUUAUUUUUGUGCAAAAUGUACUUUAAACAAACAGUGUAACAGUGUAGGGCGAUUUUUGGCAUAAGAAGAAGAAGAAGAAGAAGAAGAGGAAAAACACACGCACGCACACACAUACAACAGUAAAACAAAAUAGUAAGGGAAAAAGGAUUGCGCACGCACACAGUCAAACACGCAGUGGGGAAACAAUUGAACGUGAGCUUAACGUUAUGUAUGUAUGUAUGUAUGUAUGUAUGUAUGUAUGUAUGUAUGUAUGUACGUGUAUGUGUGAUUAUUUGUUUACAAUACUUCUACUCGCUAGGUUAACCGCAGUGCAAAGUGCUCUGUGCGUUUAAAGGCAUAUCCCUCUGUGUCUGUGUGUGUCUGGGUGUGUGUGAUUGCGAAUGUAUUUGUAUCAUAGCAACGGGUUUUUAACCAUAAAGCGCACGAUAAAGUUACCGUACAAUUAGCGAAGCAGAAUAAUGUAGUGUGUGUGUGUGUGGCUUUUCAGCUCUUGUAAUCAAUUUUACAACGAAAGUACACAAACACAAAAAGAGUGCAACAAAAUGUAUAUGUUAUGAAGAAGAAAACAAAACAGCCACAACACACAUAUAGAGACCUGUAAAUUGACGUUUGUAGCGAUAAUGAUUGCCUUGUGCGGCAUGAAUCUCAGUACAGUCACACCUAUCACUAGCUGAAAAAUGGGAAAAAGUUCAGGCGUGCCUGUAUGUGCAGUGUGCUGCUGUGUUAUGUGUGUGUGUGUUUGAAAAAAAUAUGUGAAAAUAUAUUUACACCUUUAUGAACGAUAAAAGAAGACAAAAACAAUGAAAUGAAAACAAAACAAAACCCAUUUCAGGAAAGAAUUGUUAAGAAUUAAACAAACAAAAAUGCUGUGUGUGUGCGUGUUAUCUUAGAAAAGAUAUUUGGAGAAGUUAAAAAGAAUCACUGAAUGUCGUAUGUUAAGGCCCACAAAACAGCACACAGCAGAGGAAGAAAAAAGGAAGAGAAAAAAACAAAUAGAGGAGAAAACACAAGUGAAAUAUUCAACCAAAACCGACCCGCCUAUGGGACGAGCAGUGCAGAGCAGCAAAGAGGCAAAGCAAACAAAGCGUACAUGUGUAUGUGUGUGUGGCUGUUAGGCACACACACAUACACACGCGCUGAAGUUCAUUAGUAGGAGGUCAUUUGUUUAUUUCUUUUAGUCUAAACAUAACGGGUUUUAAAGCUAUCAAAUCAUUCACUGUAUAGAAAGCGUAGUGCGUAUAUAGCAGAUAGAUAUGUAUAUGUAAAGAGAGAAGGAGAGAGAAAGAGAGAGAGGAAGAGAGAAUACACACAAAACUAUGAUGCACGUUAAACGAGUGCUCCCGGUAUGGCGAGCUGGAGGGGGGGUAGUGUGAUAGUGUGAUAAGAAGAUAGAAAGCAUUCUUUUCCAGCACAAACUCUACCUUGCCUAGAUACUCGGGACAAAAUAAUGAGGAAUGUAUAUUUAUUGAAAAUAAUAAAAAAAAAACAAGAUACUACAAAACACA
Anopheles gambiae (African malaria mosquito) is the source of this 11555-nucleotide messenger RNA. RefSeq names its product receptor-type guanylate cyclase Gyc76C. The coding region runs from base 3697 to 8559 and encodes 1620 amino acids. Gene Ontology annotation, biological process: protein phosphorylation; cGMP biosynthetic process; intracellular signal transduction. The transcript is spliced from 16 exons. Lineage: Eukaryota; Metazoa; Arthropoda; Insecta; Diptera; Culicidae. The record is from RefSeq and is a predicted model, not a curated record. Gene Ontology annotation, molecular function: protein kinase activity; ATP binding; guanylate cyclase activity.